Adineta ricciae is the source of this 891-nucleotide messenger RNA. The record is from the annotation of a GenBank genome assembly. Lineage: Eukaryota; Metazoa; Rotifera; Eurotatoria; Adinetida; Adinetidae.
AUGAUUGCUUCAUCGACAUCGGCACGUAAAAACUCGACUUGCGUUUCAUUUACUAUACCAGAUUCUCGGCCAUUCUUUGAGCGAGAGCAGUCUCAAUCAAAUCUGCCACGGAAACUGUCCAACUCGUCCUAUGAACAAGUAGUUCAACAACUGCGAUCUCUUCGGUUAGUUGUCGUAGGAUGUGCGCGCGAUGUCGAAGCUAAUCUCAAUGGCUACCGAAAUCACAUCGAACAAAUCAUCGAGCUUUUCCAUCCAUCAUCGCGCAUAUUGAUAUUCGAAAGCGAUUCGACUGAUAAAACGGUUUCAAAGCUGAAUAACUGGGCUAGAGCAGAAAUAUUUUCACAAGGAGUGUUAGUUAAACAGUAUGCAUCUCGUACCGAUCGACUUGCUCUCUGUCGAAAUACACUUCUCACUAGAGCAUACAACUACGUACCUGAUUUCAUCUUGGUUACUGAUGUAGAUAUGUUUUCAACUAGUGUUGCUUCGUUUCUAUCAAAUUUUUAUUACAAUACAGAUGAUUGGUCUGUGAUGACAGCAUCGGUUACUGGUGGUUAUUAUGACAUAUGGGCGUUGCGGACACUAUCCGACGACGUGAUGAACUACGAUGUCUGGCAUCGCAUAUGGCAGUUAGAACGUGCUCGAGAAAAGUACUGCAAUCAUAACUUUAUUGAGCUGAUCAUUCUCACUCAUAAGAAACAGAUUCCUAUCGAACGUGAUCUAAUUGAAGUGCGCUCUGCUUUCGGCGGUGCUGGAUUGUACAAAGUGAACUCGACGUAUGGAUGCAAAUACAACGGUAGUGGUGCAACUUGCGAACAUGUUCCAUUCCAUUUAUGUAUGCGAGAGAAGAAUCGAGCGAGAAUAUUUAUUAAUCCGAGAUUUUUACUUCGCUAA